GACAUAUGCCCUCCGACUCCGAGUGCAGUGCGGUGUUUGUUUUCUUAAAAUACUUUCAGACGCCAAUUAGUCUUACUAAUUUUAUACGUGAUUCCUGACUUUAAGUGCUAUUAGCAUGAAUGAGCCGGAGAUAGUGGACGAACGGCCCGAUCGGGUCAUAACAAAACAGCUCGUAAAGCCAGGCGACUACAACGUCGUACCGUACGAAGACGCGCGCUGCAAGGUCCGGCUCAGCGACGUUAAGUGCACCAACGCAGCUGGAGACUGCGACAUAGAGCCUGAGAGCCGGAUCUUCAGUAAAAGCUUCGACGGGAUAGUUCUAAUCGGUGACUCGGACUCUUUCAUUGAUAAAGAUUUCGAGUUGAUUCUGCAGCGUAUGUGUCGCGGGGAGACAUGUACGGCUAAAAUAGUGUACAAAGACGCUAAAGGGGAGCUUGUGAAGGAGAUAAGUUGUAAGAUAGAGUUAUUGGAAGCUAUGGAUGAGAUGUUGGUGGCGGACUGGAGUUGGGAGCGGCUGUACGAGGCGGCGCUGCACCACAAGGCGCGGGGCGUGGAGCUGGUGAAGCACAAGCGGGUCGCGGACGCCUUCCGCCGCUUCAACAAGGCUCUGAAGAUGCUGGUGGCCAUAGAGCCCAUAGAUCCCGAGAAGAUUGAUGAGGCUAGGGUUAAGGAAAUGAUUGACACUAAGAUAAAACUGCUCAACAACCUGACACACUGCCAGCUCCACUAUGAAGAGUACCAAGCAGCCCUUGAUCUCUGCACCUGCACCCUCAAGUAUGACAAAGACAAUAUCAAAGCCCUGUACCGCCGGGCCGUGGCCAAUUACGGGCUACAGAAGUACGAGGAGGCGUGGCUGGACAUCCAGCAGGUCCUCAAGCUGGACCCCAACGACAAGGCGGCGCAGCAGAGAGCCCUGCUGAUAGAACCUAAGAUGAGAACCAUUAAUAAAGAAUAUAAAAAUGUUAUUAAGAAAAUGUUUGGAUAAAAUGUACACAUUCACCUACAGCAUCAGCUUGACGUAUGACAUCACUGCGUAGUGGAGCUGGAGAGUCGGCCGAUGACAUCAUAACGAUGACCUUACGCCAGUCUCACUCGCCGCGCCGCGCCCGACGGUCGGCACUCGGCACGCACGCUAAACACAUAUUAAACAACAUUGAACUUUAGAAAAUGCCCACCUGCUGCUGAUUUACUUUUUUGUGUUCAACUUUUUACAAUGGCCA
Molecule: messenger RNA, 1220 nt
Organism: Leguminivora glycinivorella
Lineage: Eukaryota; Metazoa; Arthropoda; Insecta; Lepidoptera; Tortricidae
Product: peptidyl-prolyl cis-trans isomerase FKBP62-like
Exons: 3
Coding region: 116-985 (289 amino acids)
Molecular function (GO): protein binding
Source: RefSeq, a predicted model, not a curated record